This is a messenger RNA of Cucurbita pepo subsp. pepo (vegetable marrow), 1461 nucleotides long. RefSeq names its product cold-regulated protein 27. Gene Ontology annotation, biological process: response to cold; regulation of circadian rhythm. NCBI's taxonomy places the organism in Eukaryota, Viridiplantae, Streptophyta, Magnoliopsida, Cucurbitales, Cucurbitaceae. The record is from RefSeq and is a predicted model, not a curated record.
UCUCUCUCUCUCUCUCUCUCUCUCUCUCUCCGUUUCUGCACGACCCUGAAUCCCGAGAGGGUUUCGGACCUAAAUUUUCUCUCACGAUUCCUUGUUCUUUGAUUUCAUUCCAUUAUUUGCUUUUCUUCCAUCUUUGAUCCAUUCGUAAUGGGCGACCAUCUUCUACAUCUUCCUCAUACGCCGUCGUCCAUGUCGCCGCCGGUUGUAGAUCGACAACCACCCUCCCCGUCCUCUGCCAGCGACUUGACUUGUUUGAACUCCCAAUCCUACUCUUCUUCCCUUACUGUUGAUCGCUUCAAGGAUUUUCCUUCUCAUCGCUGUCUGCAACUGGAUGCGGUGCAAACACAUUGGACAGAUGAGAAACACAGAUCAUAUCUUGGUUCUUUAGAAGCAUCUUUUGUUCAAGAGUUGCAUCAAUAUAGACGCUUGCAAGCUUUGUCCUCAAAACAGAAAAUGCGUUGCAGGCCGAGCAUGCCUCAUAUAUCUUCUUCAGAGUUGAUGGUCCUUCAAGAUGCCUCCUGGCAGAAGGCUAACAUUGGGAGGAAUGAUCCUUUAUUGGAAAGGAUAGCCGAUUAUCCUGCUAUUUUAGACGAUGUUUGGAUAAAUCGUUUUCCUUCUGCAGGAAAGCAGUGUACUCCGGAGACUCCUGAUCUCCUUGAAGAAUCUGGAAGUUUUAGUGAUAGGAGACACUUAAGAAACACGAAAAACUCCUAUCGAUCUGCCAGAAGUUCACAGCAGGUCCCUCCAUGCUGUCGUGAGUCUUAUACAAUAAUUACAGAAGUUUCCGAUCAAAACUUUGUGGAUAAUCAUCCAGGAGAGGUGUCUGGUGGCAUGCCUAAUGCAAAAAGAUUAAAGAAAGCUUCUUCUGAUUCUUCGGCCAAUGACCAGGUAGUACCAUAUAAAAGACCAUCAUUAGAAAGAUAAAAGCCAGACGCCACACUGUCUUCAGAACAUCCUCAAAACUUGAUGCCUCCAAAUUCAGAUUUGUGUUACUUUAUGAGAUGGAGCUGACAACAUUUCAUUCCAACAUGUGAAAAAUGGUCUGUUCAAGCUCGCUAGCCAAAUACGACAUGGUUUUGUUUUCGAUUCGAAAGAGCAUUGUAAAGAAAACAAGGGAAAUGGCGGCCAUAAUUCUUGACCAGAAGAUGUGCAGCAAGAAGGAGAAAAUAUGUUUGUAUAUGGUACAAACUAAACUUUUUCCUAGUUCAAAUAUUGAGUUAAAUAUAUGUUAACCCUUUCUUUUCUCCUGUUUUCCUUUUUCUUAGAGGUUGAAAAAAUGGAAAUUCUAAUAGGGUGUAGGUUAUUGAAUAUAGGUAUUAGUUAUACAGAAGCUAAGACACCCUGAUAGUGAGAUAGAUACACACUUUUUUAGUUUGUUUCAAAUACUCUCGUUUUGAACCUCUGUUAGGAAUCUCAAGUGUAAAUUAUUAUUAGGAGUCUUCCAACUGAAAUUUUCAUACA